Molecule: messenger RNA, 5049 nt
Organism: Scomber scombrus (Atlantic mackerel)
Lineage: Eukaryota; Metazoa; Chordata; Actinopteri; Scombriformes; Scombridae
Gene: ptbp1a
Product: polypyrimidine tract binding protein 1a
Exons: 16
Coding region: 40-1767 (575 amino acids)
Biological process (GO): mRNA processing; regulation of RNA splicing; regulation of cell differentiation
Cellular component (GO): nucleus
Molecular function (GO): mRNA binding
Source: RefSeq, a predicted model, not a curated record
CCUACCUUCGCUUCAGACCUGCAGUUUUUUUCUUGUGCAAUGGACGGCCGCCUAGACGCUGACUUGUACCCUCUGGGAUCCGGCUACGUCCCUGAAAUUGACAGUGUCCAUGACAUAUCAGUUGGCACAAAGAGGGGAUCCGACGAACUCUUUUCUUCCUGCAUAUCCAACGGGCCCUAUAUCAUGAACUCAGCCAAUGGCAACGACAGCAAAAAAUUCAAAGGUGACGUCCGCAGCCCUGGUGUUCCGUCACGUGUGGUCCAUGUACGCAAGCUGCCCAACGACAUAAAUGAGGCUGAGGUUAUUGGCCUGGGGCUGCCCUUUGGAAAGGUCACUAAUUUGCUGAUGCUGAAAGGGAAAAACCAGGCAUUCUUGGAGCUGAACAGUGAGGAGUGUGCUCAGACGAUGGUGAGCUACUACUCCUCUGUCACCCCUGUCAUCAGAAACCAUCCCAUUUACAUGCAAUACUCAACCCACAAAGAGCUCAAGACGGACAACUCCCCGAACCAAGUGCGUGCCCAGGCAGCUUUGCAGGCAGUCAAUGCGCUGCAUGGAGGUGGCAUGGGAGGCAUGGCCAUAUCUGCAGAAGCAGGUAGCAUGGGAGGAGCCACAAGUCAAAGCCCUGUACUCCGAGUCAUUGUGGAAAAUCUCUUCUACCCUGUCACCCUGGAUGUACUACACCAGAUUUUCUCAAAGUUCGGCACUGUGCUGAAAAUCAUCACCUUCACUAAGAACAACCAGUUCCAGGCUCUGAUCCAGUAUGCUGAUGGCAUGACAGCUCAGCAUGCCAAACUGUCUCUGGAUGGACAGAACAUCUACAAUGCCUGCUGUACCCUGAGAAUCAGCUUCUCCAAGCUCACCAGCCUGAAUGUCAAGUACAACAACGACAAGAGUAGGGACUACACCCGACCAGACCUCCCUACUGCAGAUUCACAGCAAUCUCUUGACCACCAGACCAUGGCAGCUGCUGCAUUUGCUGCGCCAGGCUUAAUUUCUGCCUCUCCCUAUGGUGGAGCUCAUGCUUUCCCCCCAACCUUUGCCAUCCAACAGGCAGGUCUGUCGGUGCCUGGUAUUCCCAGUGCCCUGGCAUCCCUGGGCAUGGGGCAUGGUGGCAUGGCGGCUGCAGCAGCGGCUGCCAGCCGGCUUGGCCUAUCAGGCCUAACUGCCUCUGGUGGACACAAUGUCUUGUUGGUCAGCAAUCUGAACCCUGAGAGCGUUACGCCACACUGCCUCUUUAUUCUUUUCGGCGUGUAUGGCGAUGUGAUGAGAGUGAAGAUCCUGUUCAAUAAAAAGGAGAAUGCUCUGAUCCAGAUGUCUGAUGGCACACAGGCUCAGCUAGCUAUGAGCCACCUGAACGGCCAGCGGCUUCACGGCAGGGCCAUGCGUGUGACAUUGUCAAAACACACCACAGUGCAACUGCCCAGAGAAGGCCAUGAGGACCAGGGCCUCACAAAGGACUACAGCAAUUCACCCCUGCACCGCUUCAAGAAGCCUGGCUCCAAAAAUUACUCCAACAUCUUCCCACCCUCUGCAACACUCCAUCUCUCCAACAUACCGCCUUCUGUGGUGGAGGAUGACCUCAGGAGGCUUUUUGCCAGCUCAGGAGCCACAGUCAAGGCCUUCAAAUUCUUUCAAAAAGACCGUAAGAUGGCUCUGAUCCAGAUGGGCUCAGUCGAGGAAGCAAUUGAGUCCCUCAUCGAGUUCCACAACCACGAUUUGGGAGAGAACCACCACCUUCGAGUGUCCUUCUCAAAGUCCACCAUCUGAGUGCCUUUGCUCCCUCAAAGUUUAUUACCAUCUGAAAGCGACCUUCCUCUAGGUUGCCUUCAGUGGAAAUUACAUAUUUAUGGCUGUGUUUCUUUGUAGAACGUUGCUCCCUUCAACACCUCCCAAGUUUUUCCCCAUCAUUAACAGGUUUGGGUAUCAGAUUUGAUUGAUUCUGCUUAUUGAUUCCAGAUCUUGUGAAGUUCUGGUUCCAGUUCUUUUUUGUUUAUAACAAAAAACACGAUAACCAUUUAAUUUAGUGUUUAGAAAAGACUGUAUUUUAAAUUUUAAAAAAUAAAACUCUAAGCAAAUAUGAAUAUAUACCCUCUUGCCAUUCACAAAUUGAAUGGUUGCUGUUAUACACUUACUUGUAUUUGAAUUAUACUUGCUAGCAUUAGUUUGGGGUGCUAUGACUUCAACUAAGGACAUGACAUACCAUGCAGCAGUAAGCAUGAAGGACUUCCUCCACUGUAUGAACUUAUUUUUUAGCUCAGUUAUUACAUUUAUUUUUAGAGUACGGUCUGAUUUGUGAAGCUUUGCUACACUUGUAAACGCUUGUGUCCAUCAUAUUGGAAAUGUACAUGUGCUUUGAUGCUAGCGUAACUAGCUAAGUAAAUGAAGGCAAAGUAACUUCAAAACUCGGCUCCGGAAUCAGUAAGUCUAAUCAAAGCUUGUCUUGUCAAAUCUAUCGUUCUCAGAACUCGUCUGAAGUACCCAAACCUGAGCAUGUAUUGUUCCAUUAGUUAAGUUUUAAGUGGGUUCGUGGGAAACGGGCAACAUUCUGCAAUGAAACGUGUUGUUAUGUUGGAGGUAACGUAGGGGCAGCUGAUGAACUGUCACUUUAGACCAAAUUGCUUAAAAAAAAAAAAAAAAAAAAAAAAGACACCUCCACCACAGAUGUAUGUUUAUGUGGAUGAAUCGUAUCCACACCAGACACACUUCAGCAUUCCUUUUACCAUGAUAGUUGUGUGGGUUAUAUCUAUGUGUGUGUGUGCCUUUUUUGAAAUGCCACUUUGAACCUGUUUGGCCAGUCAGAAACGGUUAGAGACAAAUGAUUUUGUUUUGGCUCACAGAUCACCAAACAAUUUAUUUCCCAGUAUCCAUUUCUAUUUUAUCUUUUUCUAAAUAGCCACCUGCUUGCUUCGGGGGAUCCAUACCACUAUCUGUACUAAUUCAAUAAGGAAAUAUUUUUCUGUCAGUACCUUAUCUACAGUCUUGUGCCUUACUUUGCCCCUACCAGAUUGCCUUAAGCAUUUGCUCUGGCUUCAUUUUGGAAAAGACGUGGCUCUCAGAAUACCCUUUUUUUUUUUUCUUUCUUAAUGCCUUUUGGUAUGUACCAGCAUCGUUAAAAUGGGGGAAAGUGGCUAAUUCAAUUUCCUGUUUUCUUCUUUACAAACAAAUGUUUAUCUAAGGAUUUGUAUGCAUAUAUCCCCAUUAUAUGUAUGUAGAAACUUUGAAUGUAAGUCAGAUAGAUGCUUAAUAUUCUUGCUAGAUGUAGCUCUGUUAGGUGUUUUGUUGCAGGAGUAGAGCUGUAUCCAGCCAUCCUGUCUUACAGUCCCCAUUCACCUCCAUUUAGUCCUUUCUCAGUAGGGGCAAUGGUGUAUGGGGCCUCAUUUAACCAUAUUAUGUUCAUCUAUAUGUGGACAACUAUAUAUUCAUUUAUCUUUUUUAUUUUUAGCAUUUACAUGUGUAUCACUUCUAAGCUUAACUGAUACUAUAUGUAGUGGCUGGGUUUAAUCAUUAUCACAGUGCCUUGACUCAUUGAAUUUUUAGUCUGAGGCCAGAAACCCUUUCUGGCCUGGUCAGUUGACUUUGUUUACCUCUCGUUCAGGUGUUUUAUCUUACCUGUCUGCUAAGAUGCCUUUAUCCCAUUUUUUUUUCAGGUAAUCUUACCUGUGAGAGGGCAGCUUGGAAGCAUUUGUCAAUUGACAGUAACGACAGUCUUGGACUGUGUCUAAAAACCCAGUCAAUUUUUUUCCUUAAAUUCAGGAUAACAGGAUUACAGGGUGGGAUAGCCCUCACCCAUUCCCUGUCUGUGUUCACUUACGCCACAGUCGGGUUCUUUAGUGCACUUUUCCUCAAUGAUAGGUCCAAGUUGGCACCAUCACGCUAAAGUCUUAAACGUCGUCACAUUCCUGAGUGCCUCAAGCACCAGUUUUCACAGCCUCGACCACUGUAGUCUUGGACCAGAUACAGAUGCGCUCUGUCUCUAUUUUUGUAAAAGAAUAUUAUGCAUGGUUUAACGAAGCUUCAUGUAGCUACAGACGGUUAUUGCUGUUAAGGACCAAAGUAUCUUCUACCCCUGCUGUUUUGUAGUGUUGUGAUUUCUUAAAGGUUUUUUUUUCACAUUCCUGCUAUUCCACAAAAACACAAGGCUCCAAUUACCCUAUUUUCCAUUUCUCAGAUGCCUUGGACAAAAGUCACAUGAAGAAAAAUCUGUUUUGGGUAACAACUUAUACUGUAUAUUGUACCCCUUUUUGUUUGAUGUUUCAAUGAGCCUACUUUGGUAGAGAUGGCUUUAGAAUGGAUACUUAAUUGAUCCGCAGUCCUAGCUGUGAUGUUGAGUGUAGAUUAUAUGCCUUUCAGUUUUUGUUCAAAGCUUUUAUUUUUUUCUCCUUUUUUAUAUGGGGGCGGGUGGGGUUAUUGUAUGAAGCAGGGUUGAUGGUUGUAUAUAUUCAUGUUUUUGUACCACAAAAUCAUUUGGAUUAUAUCAACUUUACGUUCAAAACAUGUAUAUUUUGAUAAAACAAUACAGACCUAUUAAGCUCUCCGGAGCUAUACAAGCAAACUUUUGUAACACAAAGACAUUAAACCUAUCUGAACACAGAAGUGUCUCUGUAUAUGCCCCACUCACCCCUUGCCAUUCUGUUCUUGUCUCUUGCAUCUUCUGCUGCCUUCAAUAAAUCUUUAGUUUGUUCCUUCUUUCAUCUGGCCUCAUUUGGUUUCUGUCUCUUCCCUUCUGUCCUGUGGAGCUGCUGCUCUGUAUUGGUUAACAUCUCGUAACAUUUUCCACGUUUCCCAUCUUGUUUACUACUGGUGGGUUUUUUUUAAUCUUUUACUGUACUUCCAACUUUGUACUCAUCCCAUCUGAAACUUGACUGACUGCUCAUCUGGGCUCAGCCCAAUCCCGUUACAAUCCCUUGAUGAAACAGCUGCGAUGGUGGUGGCAGAGUGGAGAGUUAAUUUGCUAUGCAACACUGGAUACUUGCUGUUUUCUAUGAUUCUUAAUAAUCCUCCUGUGCUUAGCUUUGACCUUUCGGUUUAACAGGUCUGCCUGACUCUUAG